AUGCCCUCCCGCCGCAGUCAUACCAAGUCCCGGAAGGGUUGUCUGCAAUGUAAGAAACGGCAUGUGAAGUGCGACGAAGAGACACCACGAUGUGGCCUGUGCAAGAAACGAAGAUUGGAAUGCACAUACCCUCCAUCAAGUGAAGCGGACAGCCAGCAUGCAUCCACACCCCAGGAUAUGCCUGAUGCGUUCCCUGGUCCCGAAGGAGAACCGCAUUCAGACAGGAUGCUUGAGAUGAAACUAUUCCACCACUAUGUAACAGAGACAUACAUCACGCUCUGUCAAGGCCGUCUAGAUGCUCACCACUUCCAAGUGGUUGUCCCACGGAUCGCGGUCUCUCAUGCCUUCUUGCUGGACAGCCUACUAGGAUUGUCUGCUCUUCAUCUAGCGUACCUGAACACUCACGAUAACCGUUCAUGGCUAGAAAUCGCACUCAAAUACCAGAAUCGAGCAUGUUCAGCAUUCACCCGUGUACUCGCAGAAAUGACUCCCGAAAAUUGCGCACCAGCCUUCCUGUGCUCCAUCUUCAUUAUGCUCUGCGCAACAGCCUACCCGUGUGUUACCCAGGACAAACAUACAUUCGAGCCUCUAUCCCAUGUUUUGGAGAUUCGACAGCUCAUAGCGGGCUGUGCGUUUCUUUUCGAGCAGCUUAGCGGCAUGGAGUAUCGGGGCGACCUCCAGGGGUGGCUGAAGUAUAAGGAUGGCGAGGUCGACCAAGAUGGAAAUCCCUACCAUGUACAGGAAUCUCAGAUCAAACUACGCAGUGCCAUCAUGGAGUCUUUGCAGCGGGUGCAAGACAAAUUCACCAGCCUUGGUGGGCCGAACCAGACUGCAUACCAAAAUACGUGGGAUAUUCUUCAUGAAGCCAUCAAACGAUGGCCGUUCGGUGGCCCAAACGGUGGCAUCAUUGCGUGGCCCAUAAACAUCAGCGAAGACUACAUUGCUCUGCUGAAAAGUGGAGACUGGGUGGGCCGCGUGCUAUUUCUACACUACGGGGUAGGAUUGCACCUUCUCUCCGACAAGUGGUUUGUCCGCGACUGGGGCCGGCGUCUUAUUGAAACAGUCCUGCAAUCGGAGGAAGAUAUCCCCCCUAUUUGGACCGAAACCAUUACAUGGACAAAGGAGGCCGUGGAGCUCUGA
Messenger RNA from Aspergillus luchuensis, 1140 nucleotides. RefSeq lists its product as uncharacterized. Lineage: Eukaryota; Fungi; Ascomycota; Eurotiomycetes; Eurotiales; Aspergillaceae. Gene Ontology annotation, biological process: regulation of transcription by RNA polymerase II. Bases 1 to 1140 code for a protein of 379 amino acids. The transcript is spliced from 4 exons. The record is from RefSeq and is a predicted model, not a curated record. Gene Ontology annotation, molecular function: zinc ion binding; DNA-binding transcription activator activity, RNA polymerase II-specific.